Molecule: messenger RNA, 1601 nt
Organism: Phalaenopsis equestris
Lineage: Eukaryota; Viridiplantae; Streptophyta; Magnoliopsida; Asparagales; Orchidaceae
Product: 8-amino-7-oxononanoate synthase
Exons: 11
Coding region: 69-1448 (459 amino acids)
Biological process (GO): biosynthetic process
Molecular function (GO): pyridoxal phosphate binding
Source: RefSeq, a predicted model, not a curated record
UAACGAUGAAGCACAUUACCGCCUCACCGCCUUCGACCUCCGAGGCUUGCUAGCUCCCGCAACAUUCAAUGGAGAGCUGGGAUACGUGGCUCAGCGCGGCGCUCUCUACUCUCUCUACGAGGAAUCUUCUUCGCUCUACCCGGCCAAUAGACCUUUCGAGCUCUGGCGACGUCUCCAUCGAGUUUGAGACCUUCGACGGUCCACGCCGCUGGGACCGGGAGUCGGUGGAAGUCGAGCUCGAGAAGGAAACUUUCCGGCAUUGGCUCUGCGAUCUCCCUUUACCCUGGGGAGGCAAGGACAAAAACGAGGAUAUAAGUGUUGGUGGGAAGAUGCUUCUCUUUUCUGGGAACGAUUAUUUAGGUUUAAGCAGUCACCCAGCGGUUCGAAAGGCUGCAGCAAUGGCAGCCAGACAGCAUGGCAUGGGUCCGAGGGGAUCUGCUUUGAUCUGCGGGUAUACAAACUAUCACCACCUGCUGGAAGCUUCAUUGGCGGAAUUGAAGAAAAAGGAGGAUUGCCUUCUUUGUCCUACUGGAUUUGCUGCAAACAUGGCGUUUAUAUCAGCUUUAGGAAGUGUCAGUUCUCUUUUGGUUGCCGGUGGAAAACCUUCUAAAGAAGAAAGAAUUGCCAUUUUUUCUGAUGCCUUGAACCAUGCAUCAAUAAUUGAUGGCAUUUGUCUUGCCAAACAACUUCAGGAAGUAGAAGUUUUUAUUUAUAGGCACUGCGACAUGGAACAUCUCAAUACCUUGCUGUCCUGCUGCAAUAUAAACAAAAAAGUCGUCAUAACAGACAGCCUUUUCAGUAUGGAUGGUGAUUUCGCUCCAGUAAGGGAACUUGUUCAUCUGCGCAAAAAGCAUGGGUUUCUACUGGUGUUUGAUGAUGCUCAUGCAACUCUUGUAUGUGGGGAGGGUGGUGGUGGUGUUCCAGAAAUGUAUGACUGCGAAAAUGAUAUUGAUAUAUGUUUGGGUACCCUGAGCAAAGCUGCAGGUUGCCAUGGUGGUUUCAUUGCUUGCAGCAAGAAGUGGAAACAGCUAAUACAAUCAAGGGGCCGCUCAUUCAUAUUUUCAACUUCUUUUCCAGUUCCCGUUGCUGCUGCUUCCCAAGCUGCUCUUUUUGUGGCCAAAGAAGAGAAAUGGCGCCGGGAAGCCAUUUGGCAUCGAGUGCAUGACUUUUGUUCGUUAACUGGAUUUUUGAUCACGAGUCCUAUAAUUUCUAUUGUCGUUGGAAGUGAAGAAUCAGCUCUGCUGGCUAGCAGGCAUAUGUUGGUAUCAGGUUUCCAUAUUACCGCAAUCAGGCCUCCUACAGUUCCUCCCAAUUUGUGCAGAUUACGGAUAACACUCAGCGCUGCGCAUACAUUUGAUGAUAUCAGGAUGCUCGUAGCUGCAUUGUCUCAAUGCAUCAAGUUGCCCAUUGUUGGUAGGGAGAAUGACCCGCCAACUUCAAAGCUCUAGAUUUGAUCAGACUCACCAUUUUUUUCCACCUCUCUUGACUGUAUCGGGGAAGAUUGGUAAUUUAUUUUCUAUCAAAAUUAAUUAAAAUAUUAACAAUGUAUUAACAUUUGUUCGGCUGCCCUGCUUAUUAACAAAUGCAGUAGAUUUAUUUUU